GUAGUAUCAUAGUGGAGAUCUGACCUAGGUCAUGAUCCUUGUCCUGUCCUGUGGGAGACGCACAAAAGUAAACUUUUGCAAAAGAUGACAUUUGCAAAGUCUAAGGUCAGCUGGGCAGCCUGGGCCCCAGCUGGUUGUUGUAUCUUGCGUGCUGGCGCUUAUCGAUUGUCAAGACAAGUAGCCUCAUCGCGACCAUUGUCAUAUUUGUCUUCCUGCUAAUCGUCUAGGAUAUAUCGCUUCCCCCUUACUUACAUAAAGUCUCUGUAACGACACGUUCCUAACCUAACGUGAUGUCGAUCCGGUGGACAUGUCUAACAUCUCUAUCAAGUAAAGCACGAUCAUCUCACUGUGCUUCGAUCGCGGAUAACGGCACCCUAUUGCUCUAUGCUGGCGAGGUCCAGCCACGCAAGCCUGUGGAUGGCGACGUUUACGCAUUCGAUCUGAACAGCGCCACCCAGCAGUCCGUAGCGGACAAUGCUGGUUUGUGGCGCACUUUGUCCGCAUCAUCGAAGCCAGAAUCCCGGGUGGGCGCGACAACAGUGUUUGAUGGCGGGAACUUGUACAUGUGGGGUGGAAGAGGCGGCGUUGAUCCGGCACCUCUAGACCCCAAGCAAUCAGGCGUAUGGAAGGGACAUAUUUUGCAAAAUGAGGUGGUGUGGGAGAGGCUGGAGGGUAAAGGCGACGAGCCCGCAACGAGAAGCUAUCAUGCUUCUGUCAUGGCUAAUGGAAAGUUGUAUAUCCAUGCGGGGUGUCCUGCCUCUGGUCGCCUUUCUACACUCCACUCUUACGAUCUCCAGUCCUCUCAGUGGUCUCGCUGCGCAGACGCUCCCGAUCCAGCGUGUGGCGGCACUGCUAUCGCUUCUGUCAAAUUUCCAACGUCUGCGACCGAUGAGGAAGUGAUCAUUCGAUUCGGUGGUUUCGCUGGGUACCAACUUCCUACCUCAACCCCACCACCCGUAGAUAUUUUCACACCGAGUACUAACUCCUGGACAACCACUGUGCCGUCUGCCGAUCCGCAACAGGGAUAUCCUGGAGCACGCUCCGUCCACGGUCUUGUUCCUCUUUCCACACCUGAUGGCACUGGAGUCGCAUUGCUAUACCACGGCGAGUAUGACGCCUCCAGCCUAGGUCAUGCAGGCGCUGGGAAAUUCCGAGAUGAUGUAUGGGCGCUGGUAUGGCGCGAGGGUGCGUUAGGGUGGAGGAAGUUGAUUUUGGAAGGUGGUUCAACUCCGGAGGGCCGUGGCUGGAUCCCUUCAACGUCUUAUACGGCUCCUGAAGUGGGGAAGUAUGGGUUGGGGAUGUGCAACUCUGAGUUUCAUGUUGUCCCAAAGGAGAUAUAAUUAAACUUGCGUUGUACGUGUACAGUGUACACGCUUUCGUGUUUCUUCUGCAAGCCUCAUUUCCUAUGCUCUUAUUACUGCUGUAAUU
Messenger RNA from Suillus paluster, 1428 nucleotides. Its product is annotated as galactose oxidase. The record is from RefSeq and is a predicted model, not a curated record. NCBI's taxonomy places the organism in Eukaryota, Fungi, Basidiomycota, Agaricomycetes, Boletales, Suillaceae. Gene Ontology annotation, molecular function: protein binding. The transcript has 7 exons. Bases 291 to 1340 code for a protein of 349 amino acids.